UUCUCCUCUCGAGGAGGUUGCAACAUCACAUCCGAGAGCUGCGCGUCCACAACCGCAGUCGCCUUUUUACGCACCAAUAAGCUCGGAGGAGAGCGUCCUCUCUCCCUCCUUACAUUUUUUUAAAAUCCUCGUCUCUUUUCCCCCCUCUCCACACUACUGGACUACACGCACUGCUACUGGAGCUAUACUAGCGAUUGGGAAUAAUAGACGUGUUGCGCAACGACGAGAUGACAUUUUACCCUGAAAGCACCUCGUGCUAAAUGCUGCUUUAGAGUGACGAGUGCCAGGCAGCAGCCUCCACAUGGAGUCCAGGGUUCCUCAGCACAUCCCCAGAGUGUCCUCCUCCAUCAUAUCUCAGCCUCUGUUGGACAACCGAGUGCCCUACGGCCGCCUGCAGCACCCUCUGACCAUCUACCCGAUCGAUCAGAUCAAGUCCUCGCACGUGGAGAACGACUACAUCGACAGCCCAGCGGUCGUCUCCCAGCAGCCGUCGGGUCAGAAGGCAGCGAGCAGACGGAUCAACUGGGCGGGUCCCAACCAAGACGGGUUCGUGGGGGCCAACCACAACAACCAUCACAAUCACCAGCAGCACCACCAUCAGGGCCGGUGCGAGCCUCACCACGACGCUACCACCCACCCGUGGAUCUCCUUCAGCGGGCGGCCCAGCUCCAUCAGCAGCAGUAGCAGCACGUCGUCCGAACAGAGGCUGCUGGAUCACGCUGCGCCGAACCCCACCGUGGAUCACCAUCCGAACCUGCACCUCCACCAGGGCCUCGUCAACACAGUUUCCGGUCAAAGUCCGGGAUGCUUGACUUCUUCAGAACCGAAAGUCCUCACCACCUCUUCCUCCGUUUCCUCGUGCGCCUCCUCCACUAAAUCGCUGGACCUCAAGUCUGGGAAACUGCCCACAGGGGGCCAACAGGGGUUGUCGCUUAUUCCGUCAACCCCGGCCGAGAAGAAGCACCUCCUCCUCUGUGAACACUGCGGUAAGUGCAGAUGCACCGACUGCACCCUUCCCCGGACCCUGCCCGCCUGUUGGGUCUGCAACCAGGAGUGCCUGUGCUCCGCUCAGAGCCUGGUGGACGCUGCCACCUGCAUGUGCCUGGUCAAGGGGAUCUUCUACCACUGCACCGAAGAUGAGGACGACGAAGGCUCCUGCGCCGACAAGCCCUGUUCGUGCUCGCAGGCUAACUGCUGCGCGCGCUGGUCCUUCAUGGCCGCCCUUUCCGUCGUCCUGCCUUGUCUGGUGUGCUACCUGCCGGCCACGGGCCUGGCUAAACUGGGACAGAAGUGUUACGACAACGUCAGCAGACCCGGCUGCCGCUGCAAGAACUCGCAAGGGGUGGUCUCGGUGUGUAAAAACGGAGCCGUAGAAGCGAAAGCGGGAACACUUGACAAGCAGCGGCAGGGGUCGUGAUACUAUAUAUCCUGUCUGGUCUCGGCCUUGCUUGAAAACAUACUGGACGCCACCGCAGUACUUGUUCAGUCUCUAGGGACCCCUUAACCAAUCCCAUUAAUCUGCUGGAAGUUGACUCAUGUAAAACAAAAAGGUACUUAAAUAGCUUCUUGACCUGUGUUUUGAAAGGCUGGAUGAUUAAUCCAAGUGUUGGCCGGUAGGUAGAAAAGUUUAGGUGAGACACCACCCACCCACCCAGGAGCGCAGUAGGGUUGUUUUGCAACUGGAGGCACAUUGUAACCUUGGGUAAUUUUGUAACUAACCAUAAGAUGACAUUGGGAAAAUAUUUACAGUAUAUACAAGUUAAAAUAGAGACCUAGAUAUCUUUAUACCUUUGCCCUGCCCUCAAAAGCACAGCCUAGUGUUUUGAGUACCGACAGUUAAAAUAUCGUGCGCUGGCUUGGUAAUGCUGGCAUUCCAUUUGAAAAUGUCCCUAAAUGUGCAAGAUAAAGCCAAUUUUAUUUUGUAAACCAGGCUGAGAACAUCUAACAGAGGCUGAAGGUUAAAGCAGAAUCAGUUUAGAGGUGGCUAACGCUAACCUGCCAAUGUGUCAUAGACCAACACCUUCUCAGGGACUGUCCUCUGCAGAUGUAGAACAUGUGCUACAUUCGAGACCUCCUGGGAAAUUCGAAUUAAGCUAUUUGAUGAUUAAUUCUAAAAAAAAUUCAGUCAAACCGACAAUUAAUUAGGGAUGUCCCGAUCGCAUAUUUCGGCACCCGAGUCACCUGAUGUUGAGAAUCUGCCGAGUCCUGAUCCGAUACCAACAAAUACAAGUUCAAAACAUGUUACUGUCCCACCGUACCGCCUUCGUAAUGUGAAUUAUUUCCAAACAAGGAUAAUUAGCAAAAUGCUUGUCUUGAUCAAAUGCUUCAUUGAGUGAGUCCACUCACACUGCAGAGAACAGCCUCUCACUUACCACCGCACAGUUAUGCAAGUUUAACGAUGAUUGACAUAUUUAUGCCUUUGAUCAUAGCGCUUCUCUGGCAAGAUCAAAGUUACAAACCUGUCAAUCAUCGUUAACUUGAAGUACCAAACGCAAGUUGGACAGUUUAGCCUCACUGCUUAACAGGAAGCAGGGAGGCUGUGGUGCUGUACGAGCAUGAAGCAGAAAAACAAAUGUAUUUUUCCUAAUUUUUCGGAAAAAAUUGCGCGAUCGGCCUGAUUUACGAUCACAUGAUCAGAUCGGGACAGCCCUACAAUUAAUUGUAAUAAAAAGUAGCUAACAACCACUUUAUAUGCAGAACAAGACAUGUUAUAACAGAUCAUUAAAUAUGAUAUCCGUGAAGUUGAGCUCAAAGUUGGAACCCCUGGACUUCAAUGCACGUUCACAAAAGUCGUGAAUCCAAAAUGUCCGACUUUCCUGCUUUCUCUAAUGAUUGCUAAUACAAAAGCUAAGAAAAUUAACAGCUAGAAAUAUGUAACUGACAAUUAAUUAGGGAUGUCCCGAUCGCAUAUUUUGGUACCCGAGUCCGAGUCACCUGACUUUGAGAAUCUGCCGAUACCGAGUCCAGAUCCGACACCAAUAAAAAAGUUUGUAAUUUUUUAACAAAAGUUCCAUGCAUGUUACUGUCCCACCGUGCCGCCUUCAUAAUGUGAAUUAUUUUUAAAUAACGAUAAUGUAGUAAAUUACUUGUCUUUUUCAAAUGCAGAGAACAGCCUCUCGUUUACACAAUAAGUUGCCAUAGCAGACUUGUGCAAGUUUAGCGACGAUUGACAGAUUUUUGCCUUUGAUCUUAGAGCCACAAAGCUUAUCUGGCACGAUCAAAGCUAUAAACCAGUCAAUCAUCGUUAACUUUAAGUACCAAACGCAAGCCGGACAGUUUGGCCGCAGUGCUUAAGCAGGUGGUAGGGCAAGACGCUGUGGCGCUGUACGAGCAUGAAGCAGAAAAACCUAAAAAUUAAAUUAAAAAUCCGAUCCUUUUCAAUCGAUUCCGAUCCUCAGAAAAAUGGCGCAACCGGCCCGAUUUCCGAUCACGUGAUCAGAUCGGGACAUCCCUACAAUUAAUUAUAAUAAAGAGUAGCUAACAUAUUACAGCAAAUCACUAAAUACGAUAUCAGUGAAGUUGAGCUCAAAGUUGGAACCCCCGGACUUCAAUGCACGUUCACAAAAGUCGUGAAUCCAAAAUGUUCGACGUUUUCUAAUUUACAGGUAGUCCCCGGUUUACGACGGACCCAACUUACGCGAUUUUGACUUUACGACGCUGAUGUUCCGGCCGCCAUUUUUUCUUGAGUCAUUUUUUUCAUUCGAGUAAAGGCUGAGUUAAGCUUCUGCGGCAGACCUACGCCGUCAAGGCAGACCCGAUUUACGACCCUCAGCCGUAGCCUGACGUGCAGCUAAACAAAAUUAUGACUACGCGUCGCAUUCAACGCGUAGUAACGUGACGCAAAUGGACUCUGAUUGGUCCGCCCAGACUAUUGUGUCCGGUUCAGCACGAAAUCACCACUAUUUACAAACAUUCUUGCGCUAACGACCACUUCCCCAACGGUCUUCUGCGUCACCUGUGCCUCUACAUUUGUAUGAUCAACAUUUUUUGUUCAAUGUUAAUGAGCUGAAGAUCCACACUUAGUGUUCCAUCUCCGUUGGCAUUGUUGUGUAACCGGAAUAAAACUAGAAGUCGACAAGGGUCCCCCAAAACCAUACAAACACAACGCCACACCCCUCUAGUGGCUUGGCGGUGAAUUACAGAGCAAUGCGUUCCCUUGCCGCAGAACUAUCGAAUGCUCAUUGACGCAGUCACUGCAACGCAGAAGCAUAACUCAGGCUUAACAGUGUCGCGUCCGCCAUUUUAUCGUCAGUCGUGCAGUUUUCACUUAUUUUUUAAAUUUCAUUAAUACUUAAAAUACACGUUUUUGGACAGUUUUUUUUUAAAUCAAGAGGGCGUUUAGAGGUACUUAAAGGGUAAUUCCGAUUUACACGGAAAUCCUCCAGCGCAGGAAUGGAACUUGUUCGUAAACAUGGGACUACCUGUAUUGCUAAUUAAAAGAAUUAAGCUAACAAAAUUAACAGAUAGAAAUGACUUUUCCAUGUGAAGAUUGCGCAAUUGAAAGCAUACUAAAAGAUGCAAAUUAAACACGCCACUUGCACAACCUUGAUUUGCUUUCAGAGGUUGAAGCAAAUCUCUUCGAACGUACUAAAGCACAGUAUGAACGCCCUCAGCUGUUCUGAGCUAUGUGCGCUACUUUUAGCGCGGCCCGAGUGUCUUCAUCGUCAGUGCUGCAUAGCGUUCUCUUUUAAAGUCUAUUUUUGUGGCUUGCAUGAGGACAUUUUUGGGGCAAGCUUACGGUCGCAUGUCAUCACUGUCCGAGGUGUUCGCCGCAGUGGUUAUGCACAAACGUCGGGGGUCAGAAGGGUGUUGACGACACCAAUUUCUCCUCAAAAAUUAAAAAAAAAAAAGAAGAAAAAAGCAUGCUGCCCUUUAAAACUGAAGGACUUUUGUGUUUUUUGGGGCGUAAAGUCGGUCUUUGUUCCUCCAUUUUCACGGUAGACUCCUUUGCUCACAGUUGUCUUGUUGCACAAAAACUGAUUACACACUGUCCAUCGAAUGUAUGUGGCAAUAUUAAAAAAAAUAAAUAAAUAAAAAAAAAAGACAUAAAUCAGUUUAGGUAAAAGGUGCCAAAAUCGAAGAAGAGAGGCAGAGCUCGUAGAUGAGAAAUCACAGACGAUAUAUUUAGUAAUAGAAGCUAUGCAGGUAAACGAGUUAUUUGCUGUAAAUAGUUUCAGGAUUUUUGUGUUCUUUAGUGAAGACAACUUUUAAAUGUCCUUGAAAGGUUGCAUGGUACACUAUAACUAUGACUAAGUACAAAUUACAAAGAGAAUAUAUUAGAUAUCUAUUUUGAAGGGAAGGAAGAUUUUAAAAAAGCUGUGUUUGAUUGAGUGUGUGAGAGGAAGCACUUGAGUUUGAAAGAAGUGUCUCCUGCAAUAAAAAAUUGGAUCGGAAUUGGAAAAAUUCUCGCUGUCGAUGCCCUGCGUGGCUCAUUAGCAGCUGAAGGCUAAGCUAACUCCCUCGCCUGUGGAUUUGUGGAGUGCACAGAAGGGAACACAAUCCACCCGUGUCUGGAUCGACCCAUUUUCUGCUGCCCACCCGCCCCCCUUUACGGUGGUGAUUGACAAACACAGCUGCUGUGCGUACAUUUGUGGCACGGCUCAAGGUUGUGUCGUCGCCGCCGCCUAUUUAGCCCCGUCUUUCCCGAUAGUCUGCCUUUUGAAAUCUGCCCGGCUUAAAAUGACAAUUAUUGGGUUGAUUUUGUCCUCCGAUGCUACACUGCCAUCAAGUCGCUCACUUUUGGGCCAACGUUACUGACCAUGCCUUUGCAACGGCAAUGUUUGGGGGGGAAGCGAAGAAAUCUUUGCUUUUUUUGUUUUGUUUUGUUUAGAUAUAACGGAAAGGAGGAAAAAAAAGCUCUCAUAUAAAAGUUUUCCCUUUAUAGAUAUAUUUAUUUUGAAGUUCUAUUUUAUAUAGUAUUUAUUUAGAUGCCAACUUUCUGUUUGUGAAGAAAGCUUAUGUUGAAAUGGAAUGUACAUUGACAAUGGAAAUAUAUAUUGUUAAAUACACCAAUCUACUGUGUGGCCUCUUUUGUCGAUUGUUGUUCGUCACUUCAGACGUAAGCUAGCACGGUACGCGGCUUUGGUUUGCUAAAAUAUUAUUUAAAAUUUCAAACAUAAGAUUGUGCUUAUGGGCUAGCCAUGCAGCUACCUUAGGAAACUAGCAUGCUAUAAGAUAAACAACGGCCCUGUAGCUAUACACUGCAAAAACACACCUCCUUAAAAGUAAGUAAAUUCCCUUGUUUUCAGUGUAUAUCUACUAAAAAUAAGAGAAAUGAUCUCCCACUGCUUCAAGUAAAUUUUACUCAGAUUUCUUGAAAUUAGAAAAGCAGCUAGCUGAAAAUAAGAUCAACACUUGUUUUAAGCAAUAAAUUAGUAUAUUUAAUCCUUAAAAAAAGCUUUUUAACACAUUAUC
Molecule: messenger RNA, 6414 nt
Organism: Corythoichthys intestinalis (scribbled pipefish)
Lineage: Eukaryota; Metazoa; Chordata; Actinopteri; Syngnathiformes; Syngnathidae
Gene: spry4
Product: sprouty homolog 4 (Drosophila)
Exons: 2
Coding region: 302-1417 (371 amino acids)
Biological process (GO): negative regulation of MAP kinase activity; negative regulation of fibroblast growth factor receptor signaling pathway; negative regulation of Ras protein signal transduction
Cellular component (GO): cytosol; membrane
Source: RefSeq, a predicted model, not a curated record